Porites lobata is the source of this 1842-nucleotide messenger RNA. Lineage: Eukaryota; Metazoa; Cnidaria; Anthozoa; Scleractinia; Poritidae. The record is from the annotation of a GenBank genome assembly.
AUGGCGUCCAGUGUGGUGGAAUCGGUGGAAAGCUUAUCUGAGAUACAUCAACUUUUUAGGGACAUAUCCUUGAAGUUUUCUCCUGCUGAAUCAGAGGAUGUCGUGCAGUCUGUGAAGAGGAUUUACGGAGAGCAAUUCAAAUCGCUGGGAAAGCAAGAUUUGAUGUCAUGCUUGGGUCGUUCAUAUGAGUUCGGUUAUGUCACGGAUACGAAACUGACGCUGAUCAAGGAGUUUAUCGCUACAAAAUCAAGCAAUGAAAAUGAUAUUAACCAAAGAAUCGAAGACUUCGAGACCUUCCGCCCACCGCAGUCUGAGCUGGAGAAGAUAUUGGGAGAAAGAAGUGAUGAAAUCACGAAAAUUAUGGAAAUACUUGAAAACAGACAAAAGCCUAUUGUCAAUUUGUACGGAGUAGGGAAGUCAACCGUUGCGAAGGAGAUUUGUGGAAAAUGGGGAGGACAGACAUAUGUUGUGGACUUAAAAGAAGCUGAAAACAUGAGAGCAGUUUGUCUCAAUAUCAUGACCACCCUUGGAUUACCUGUAUUUUUCGAUACAGAACACAUCAUUUUGGAUUCCCCUGAAAACGGUUUCUCGGCUGGUGUGGACCACGAACAGGAUAUUGUUAACGUGAGAAAACCUAAAGACACGAGGAAAGUCCGUCCCGACUUUAUGGAUUCCCUUGACCUAACAACCCCAGAUGAUUCUAGAGCCAGGAACUCUAUUGUUAAAAGAAUUUUUGGUCAUAUUGAAAAGGAGAACAAAGAUCACUCCAUUCUUUUGGUUCUUGACAAUUUCGAGGAUUCCACUAAAGGAAAGCAAAAGAAGGUUAAGGACUUACAUGUAAACUUAGAACCUCACCUUCUAGAUUUUUUGGGGGAGCUUUCACGAUAUGAAAGCAAGGCUGUAACAGUACAUUUGCUUCUGACCUCAAGGACUCAGUUGAGAGAUUCAAAGGUUACCAAUUAUGAAUUGCAGUUUCUUAAAAACUCUUUGUUAGAGGAAAUUUUUUUAUCUGAUGUUGAUGCACAGCAGAAAAAGAGACUUCUUGAGAUCUGCAAAGGAAACCCAUUGCUACUGGUGGGAACAGCUGCAAUUUUGAAACAAAAAAGAAAAUCACCCAGUGAUCUGAUUGAUGUGAUAGAAAAGAGCUCUCAAGGGGAAGCUGAAAUACCAGUGAAAUCAAAAGGUGAAGAGGAUAUGGAAGAAAAACCUUUCAAUUCAGAAGAAGAAGGCAUCGAUAAAGAACAAUCAUCACUGAUCAGAGAAAUGUUUUAUACCCUACCAUCUGACAUUUUGAGGGUUUCAGCCGUAUCAGUAUCCCUGUUUCAUGGGCCCUUCACUGCUUCUACAGCAGCCAAAAUUCUUGAUGUUAGCACGUCAGAAGUAGUGGCACAGCUUGAAGGACUGGUAACUAAUGGAAUUAUUCAGGUAGCUGAAAAAGAUGCCAAGCAGUUGAUGUAUGUCAUUCAUUCACUUUUAAGAAAGUAUGCUGAAAGCAUUAAAAACGAUGACAUGUUCUGUGACUCUUACACUGAAGCCAAGGGCAGAUUUUACGAGCACUUCAUGUCAAAGAUGAACCAAAUUGCUGGAUUAAUGAAGACCAACAACAUCAAAGCAGUCAAUGAGUUUCAAAGAGAUCGUCCAAACUUUGAGUUUGCAAUUGACAUCUCCUUGCUUCCAGAGUACUUCAGUGUUCCUGGUGGAUACCAUGAAAUUACAUUGAUUGUAUUCCUUUUCAAUGCCGUACUGGCUGAAAAGAAAAUGAUCAACGUGUUCCAUUCCUGGGCAGAGAUGUGCCCAAAUGAUGGAAAGUUAGGUAUGCAAAAUUUUUUCAAACUUAGUUAA